Amorphotheca resinae ATCC 22711 is the source of this 1372-nucleotide messenger RNA. RefSeq lists its product as hypothetical. Lineage: Eukaryota; Fungi; Ascomycota; Leotiomycetes; Helotiales; Amorphothecaceae. Gene Ontology annotation, biological process: post-chaperonin tubulin folding pathway; cytoplasmic microtubule organization; tubulin complex assembly. The record is from RefSeq and is a predicted model, not a curated record. The transcript is spliced from 2 exons. Bases 402 to 1151 code for a protein of 249 amino acids. Gene Ontology annotation, molecular function: microtubule plus-end binding; alpha-tubulin binding. Gene Ontology annotation, cellular component: cytoplasm; microtubule plus-end; nucleus.
CGAAACUAAACCUGUGCGCGUUCUGAUACCCUUUACGUGACUGGGACUUGGAAUCGUCAAGGAAUCUUCAUCCUCCCAAGAACUUGAGGUUGUUCGCUCGCCUCCACAGGCUACGCACGGUGAUUCUCUACGAUCAGCCGCUCUCGGGAUUUAUUGAAAGUUUGAGGGAACCCCCAUCUUGAGCCUCAACCAUAUCAGUCUUGCCAACUACCAUCCGUGCCUGGUUUGGCUCAUCCGCAGGACAUAUAGGAACUUCUUACGAGGAAGCCCUCUCAGGAUCCCGGAAGGGUUUGGCCAUUUAAAUCACCAGGCAACAGCCAAUCACGACAGGUCUUUCGGUAUCAAUAUUGAAACCUCAAGUCACAAAGGGUCCUUAUCAGACAUCGCUCUAUACCCCAAAGAUGAGCAUGCAGACAGCAGGGGAUAUUCCCCUCCAGAUCACGUCCGAAAACUCCGGUUCUGAGCGUCGAAUCACACCUUCAUGGAGCAUCGGCCAGCUCAAGUCAAAGCUCGAGCUCGUGACCGGGAUCCCUCCCCUAUCACAGAAACUCUCUUUGAGGCGCCCUGGCCAACCGCCAGUCCCCAUUGAGGCUAUCGAUGAGGAGAACACUUCACUUGCUCAGUUCCCUUUAGUGCCUUAUGCAGAGAUAUAUGUUGCCGAUACCCGCCCCCCAGGGCUGCGACCCAACUACACCGACGUCUCCAAAGCAGAAAAGUAUGAGAUGCCACCCGAGGAGUACGAGAAGAAGACGGACAGCGUCCUCGCGUGGAAGAAAGCCAAGAAGUUGGGACGGUUCGACCCCGCGGCGCCCACCCUCGAGCAGGCCAAAAUCCAAGCCUUCGAGGCGGAGAUCCGGCAUCGUGGUAUCGAGGUCGGGAAGCGGUGUCGGGUUGGCGGGGAGGACGAGAAGAGAGGCGAGAUCAUGUACGUCGGUGAGGUGGAGGAGAUCCCGGGCGGCAUAGGGAAAUGGGUUGGCGUGAGGCUGGACGAGCCCGUGGGGAAGAACGAUGGGAGUUUGAAGGGGAAGAGGUAUUGGGGGACGGCUACCGAUGGAGGCGCAGCCAAACAUGGCGUCUUUGUGAGACCCGAGAGGGUGGAAGUUGGUGACUUCCCUGUGCUGGAUGACCUGGAUGACAUGGAGGAAAUCUGAGGACGCUUCUGUGUGGCUGGAUUUGAGAUCGUGCCAUGAGAGCGAUAUUCACCAAGCGAAAAUCCAACAAAGCUGAAGACUCUCUUGCAUAUCGCCCUAUUACUGGAAGCAUCUCAGUGAUCAACUAUUUCUAGGUACUUGGGAAAUAUGAUGCGACAUUCUAUGCCCUGCCAUUCUAUAUCUACACAUAUAUAGGAGAAAGGUCUGAUUCAAACAACAAU